Dimorphilus gyrociliatus is the source of this 1490-nucleotide messenger RNA. Lineage: Eukaryota; Metazoa; Annelida; Polychaeta; Dinophilidae. The record is from the annotation of a GenBank genome assembly.
CGUAUCAAAAAAAUUUCUUAAUUAAUUAUUUAAUUAUAAAACUCUAAAAUAGCAAAUUCAUCGGAAAAGAAUUUAUUUAAUGGAGUUUCAUAAACUUGAUAAAUAUCCAAGGGACAGAAGACUAGAAGGAUGGGAUCUUUUUCAUGUUCAUCCCGAUUUAAAUAUUCAUUGUAAAGAUUUGGGAUCCCGCGAAAAUAUGUCAAUAUCACCUGAAAAAUAUGUAAUCUGUAAAGAAAAGCAAAUUUUCGAUGAACGUUUUGUUUCAAAAUGGCAUGGAGAAUUAUCACCAAAAUAUACAUUUCCAAUAUUAAUAUUAGCCGAAAUUCUUGGUCGAUUUUUACCGUUUGAAAAUAAAUGCGAAAUAAUUAAAGAUAACUUUAUUAUACCUUAUAUAAACUUUGCUGAAUUUACUGGAAUACUGGAUGGUUUUCAAUCUGAAAAUUUAUUUAAAGAUCUUAAUGGCAAAAAUUUAUAUCUAUUUUGUAAUGAAAGUUUAGUAAGAGAAGUUUACGAUUUUAAACUACCCAAAUCAUUUAAGCCUAAUAAUCUUAAGGAAAUAUGGAAUAUAUACUUUUUAAUUGGAAAAAAAACGCCACUAUUUAAGACAAACUAUAAAUUAUUCGAGACCAUUGCUUACGGCUGUUUAAGACAAUACUUUCUAACAAAUAUAUUUCAAGUGUUUUCUGAAAGCGACAAAGAUCAAAAUGGUUUUCUUAUUAAUAAUCAAAAAGUGUCGGAAAUUAAAAAUUUUGGUGUUAAAUGGAUAAAAUCCAACACAAAUUUCCAAGAUAUCGAAUACGUAAUGAUUAAUAGAUCGGCAACCUUAAUGCAAUCAAAGGUAACUGCACAAAGGAGUCCAAUAACUUUUGAUCGGUUCUUAUUGCGAGUAAUUUGGUAUACGGAAAUGUUAAAUACAUUCCUAUGGCAAUUUUCGAUUUUUGACAAGGAUAAUGAUAGAAUACUCAGAUACAAGGGAAAAGAUCAUAAGAGCGAAGUUGAAUUGAUUAAUACCUGUGGUUUACCUGAAUUGAUUGAACCGCUCAAGAAAACUUUUAUUAAAGGACAAGACAUCGAUCGUCAAAGCUGGAUAGAGGCAUUCUAUAAAAAUUACGCUAAUUACGAUGGUCAUUCGAUAAAUAUUUAUGAACACUCGAAAGAAUCCUUAAAAGUAACGCCAAAUUACGUCGGUUUAUAUUUCCUUGCAUUUAUUCAACUUACUAAAAACCAACUCGAAAAGGCACCAAGUAAAUAUUUCUUAAAUAGAGGAGCAGAUCUAUCAUCUGGAAAACAAUGGAAUGAAAGGAAAAGUAUAUCGAAAGCGUAUAAAAAUGCUAGAAAAUAUCUAUUCAAACUAGCGACAAACAAUUCGAUAGAAACUUUUCUUAAACCUAACCUAGAAUUUUUUAAGAAAACCGGAAAAGAUAAAGUAUCGGAAUUUCUAACAAAUAUCUAUUGGAAAAAGGCAUCUCCAUGUCCAAUUUAGACGAAAU